This is a messenger RNA of Brassica napus (rape), 674 nucleotides long. RefSeq lists its product as uncharacterized. Bases 160 to 468 code for a protein of 102 amino acids. Lineage: Eukaryota; Viridiplantae; Streptophyta; Magnoliopsida; Brassicales; Brassicaceae. The record is from RefSeq and is a predicted model, not a curated record. The transcript has 3 exons. Gene Ontology annotation, cellular component: mitochondrion.
UUUAUUUUCAUUUUAAUUUUUUUUCAUCGUAAAACUCCCGAAUGCUACCCCCACUACAUUCGACGACUUUUUUAUUUUAUUUCUAGUGCCUCUCGUUUCGCAGUCUCGCCGUCUCCGACUCACUAGUCGCUUCUCUUCUCGGUAGUUUUUGAAGGAAAGAUGGCUAGUGGUAGCCUGAAAAGCCUUGUAACUUCAGCAGUCACUGUUGGUGUGACCGAAGCUAGAGCAAGGAUUUUCGGACAUAUGCUUAACCCAACAGGGCAGAGGUCUUCUCAUAAGAUCUUAAGGAAGAAGCUUUUUGGUGAUAAGGUUGCAGAGUGGUAUCCAUACGACAUUAAGAACGAGGAUUCCAAUGUCUUGGCUAGGGGAGAAAAAGAGCGCUUAUCGAAGCUUGAGAUGUUGAAGCGUCGUGAUAAAGGACCACCAAAGAAGGGUCAUGGAAGACGUGCGGCGAAGCGUAACAAGUAGAACAAGUAGGGAUUGUAGCUUCCUAAAAAAAAAGCUCAGCACUUUCAGUAUCAGAUUCUGUUGGUUAAUAAUUGCCAACUAAAACUUUCUUCAUUAGUGAAGUCUUCUCAACAUAAAAUUUUCAUGCUUAAACUAUGCGUUAGUUUACAAUGAUCUCACAAAGCUACUUGCUUCCCUUUUGACUUGAUAUGGCUUUUGUUUCUCUA